Crotalus tigris (Tiger rattlesnake) is the source of this 2910-nucleotide messenger RNA. RefSeq names its product sperm acrosome associated 6 (gene SPACA6). The coding region runs from base 1746 to 2837 and encodes 363 amino acids. Gene Ontology annotation, biological process: fusion of sperm to egg plasma membrane involved in single fertilization. Lineage: Eukaryota; Metazoa; Chordata; Lepidosauria; Squamata; Viperidae. The record is from RefSeq and is a predicted model, not a curated record. The transcript is spliced from 11 exons.
GAAACAUCAGAAUAGCUCACUCAGGUUUGCAGAGGAUGUGAAGAACCUCACCACCAGGAGCAGUUGGCUGUUACAAAGCCAGUCAUUUUUCCAACCUCAAAGGGAUAGUCAGACAUACAGUAUGAGAGUCAUGCCUGUUACUUAGGGACCACAGAAGAGUCUAUACAGUUGUCUCAAACAAGAGUUGUUGGUGGGAUGGGUUGACAUUGACCAUCAGUGAAUCUGAGACCUCCUUUCUAAGUGCAACAUUCCCCAGGAGUGUUAGUCCACAACACCCAUAAGGCUAACCCAUGCAUCCAUUGGCUGAUCGAAAUAAUGACCCACGAAGGUCUUCAGGCAAGUCUCUAGGGCAGCGUUGUUCAACUAGUGAUGCAUAGACCAACUGAGACACAAUUCUCAUCUCCACGUCAGGAAAGGGCCUACCAGAGGAGAGAGUAUAUUUUCCAGAGUAGACUCAUUUUGGCAGAGGAUUGAACAUCUCAAUCACGCAUUUCCUGGAAUCGAAACAGCCUCAGCAGGAUUUGAGCGUAGUGGAGCUCUCAUUUAAUAGAGAGAGUUUUUAUUUAACAACCGCAAUUUGGACCAGCAGCUCAGUUGUUCAAUGAAGCGGGAUAAGUUAAACCACAAGUGAGCUCACAAACUUACUUUAGCCUUCCUUUACAGAUCUGCUGCAAGGUUGUAAACACUAGGAUUGGUCAUAAAGUUACUUUUUUUUCAUCACUGUCAUAAUUGUAAAUGGUUGCUAAAUAAGGACUUGCCUGUAUCUGUUUGGGCUUACUGAAAGUUGGCUGUCUUAGAUGCCAGUUCAGCUCCCUUUAGGACAGGAAUGGAAUGGAAUAAUCUUUAUUGGCCUUGUGUGAUUGGACACACAAGGAAUUUGUCUCCAGUGCACUAGCUCUCAGUGUACAUACAAACCACAAAGUGACAAGUCAUAGAUAAUAAAUCAUAAGAUACAAUCAAUCAUACCAAGAGGAGAAGGUAGUAGGAAAGAUGAGAGAGAAAGAUGACAAUUCGUUCUCUGUUAUUUUAUAAUUACCAGUUAUAUUAGGGCAGCAUAGUUACAUGACCUUAGAAUUGACUUUAAAUAUAUAAGAAUACCUGUAAAGGUAUGUCUUUUUUUCUUCUUGGGACGCAGGUUCCUUGACAGAGCAAUUCUCAUACUAUGAAAAGUUGACUUGUCUAGGGCAUAAUGUUUUGGGCAGCUGUCCAGAGGCGUUUUAGAGUGCCCAACCAUGAUACUGUAUAUCUCUAGGCCAGGGAUCCCCAACCCCUGGUCCGUGGACCAGUACCUGCCGCAGCAUGCCAGCAACUGGUCCGCACAAACAGGCACACAAAACCAUGCCCCUUCUGGUCUGCGGAAAAACCUGUCUCCAUGCAACCGGUGCCCAAAAGGUUGGGGACCUCUGCUCUAGGCUGCAACAGCAGAAAACAGGACUUUGCAAAUACACUUCUACAAACCAAAACCAGCAGAGGGCAACAUUCAAAGUGGUUCAGCAGCCAGAAGGAUUUAGCGACAGUGACAGGAGGAAUCCAUGGGAUUAGAGUUUGUUUGGAAAUGUGUAUUUACUUUGAGCAUGUGAGCCUGGCCUGUCUCUAUACCACCUUUCAUAUGAAAAGCUCUCCAGACAGUUGGCAUCCCCGUCAAAACAAACUUCUAAAAAAGACUGUUGGGUUUUAGCCCAAGUCAUUCAUAAAUAUAAAAGGAGGAAAAAGACAGGCCUUAAAAAGGAAAUGUGGAGGCCGAAAUGACCAAGGUUCGUUGUCCUACCUGGAGUGCAAAUGACCAAGGUUCAUUGUCCUACCUGGAGUGCAAAGAGAACUUCUCCAAUUACACAAGAAGACAACUGCUGGUUGAAAAACGCCACUUCCAGAGGACCGAAUUAAAAAACACAAAAAAACAGAGGAAGCCAGGAAAGCUGCAAGUACGGGCAACCGCUUGCUUCAACUGCUUCUCCACUGCGGCCCAGCGUCUUCGCAUAUGCCAAUAUUUUUGGGGCUAUCAGAGUGAGAAGCACCAAACCUGUCUCAGGGCUUUAGAAACUGCCUUCGCUCCCUUGAGCAAGACUCAGGUGGACGUAUCUGAGAUAGAGAAGCUGAAAGAUGCUUUCGGCAGAGUGGUUUUUUAUUUAGAAGAGAAGGGCAUGGCCAAAGCCUCUUUUCAGCAAGCGGUUCCUGAGGCUGUGAAAGAAGUGGAAAAAGAAGUGGCACAACUCAAAGCAGCACCACCUUGCAUUCCACCAUGUGGCUACCAGAAAGAGGCCCACCACUACAAAUGUUCGUCUUGUACUAUCGUGGAUUGCCAGCUACCCAUCGAUUGCCCCAUUCAGGAUAUAUACAAAUCAGAAGGAGAUGCAACUUUUCUGAACUGCGAAGUUGCCUUCCAGACUUCUUCAGAAAGGACCUUCCGAUGGAAAUUUAUCAAAGAUCUCCGGACGGACGAACUCUUCCUCUUCCAGCUCCUUAAUUUUGGAGUCAAUCCUUCUCUUCUCAUUCGGCCAACCCUUGGAUCCCAUCACGGGACCUUUGCCUGCGAACUUGAAGUGGAAAACGAUGUGGUCGUCAGGAAGUUUUUUUAUGUCAACGUGACAGAAAAAAGGCUGGGAAAAGAGAAAAAGCUGCAGGAAAUGUUUAAAGCCAUCCUGAAUUCCCCGCCAGAGUCAGUACAGGAAGAAGUGGUGGUGAACAAGUUACCCUCUCUUCAAGAUCUGCUGUCCCAGCCUGAUUACCUCAGGAAAAGGGGUGUCAUUAUGCUUAUCCUGGGAAUAAGUGGGAUAUCACUGCUGGUUACUUUAGCAGUUCUGUGGAUGUAUCGCUGGGCGACGGACGUCGAGCCGUGAGUCGGGAGGGCCGCCUGGACCCUUCGGUCUUUCUCAGUAUAUUUGAUCCCCCCCCCCGCUUGUCUCUCCCUAC